AAAUAGAGUGUAGACGUGCUCCUCUGAGCAGCGAGCAUCGUGGCUGACAACAGAGCCACACCACGAGGAGCAUGAGAAGUUCAGCACAGGCCACCAUGGGCUCUGUUGGAAGCCAGCGUCUCAAGGAGCCCGGUGUGGUGGCCACCCCAGACCGGAGUGUGGGGGCAAGUUCCAGCUUCGACAACUUCCAGCUGGAGGCCACAGCAGAUGCGGUUCAGGACCAGGGUGUCAUGGUCAGGCGUGUCCCCACAUUCACAGACUCCGUGGCAGAGGAGCCGGUGCCCGACGACCGCUACCAUGCCAUCUACUUCGCCAUGCUGCUGGCUGGCGUGGGCUUCCUGCUUCCCUACAACAGUUUCAUCACCGACGUGGACUACCUCCACCACAAAUAUCCAGGGACCUCCAUCGUGUUUGAUAUGAGCCUCACCUACAUCUUGGUGGCCCUGGCGGCCGUGCUUCUGAACAACGUCGUCGUGGAGAGACUCAGCCUACACGCCAGGAUCAGCACGGGCUACCUCCUCGCCUUGGGCCCCCUGCUCCUGGUCAGUGUCUGUGACGUGUGGUUGCAACUGUUCUCUCACGACCAGGCUUAUGCCAUCAACUUGGCCGCCGUGGGCACCGUGGCCUUCGGCUGCACAGUGCAGCAAUCUAGCUUCUAUGGGUACACGGGACUGCUGCCCAAGAGAUACACACAGGGAGUGAUGACAGGGGAAAGCACGGCUGGGGUGAUGAUCUCUCUGAGCCGCAUCCUCACCAAGCUGCUGCUGCCGGACGAACGCGCCAGCACGCUCAUCUUCUUCCUGGUCUCCGUGGGCCUGGAGCUGCUGUGCUUCCUCCUGCACCUGCUGGUGCGGCGCAGCCGCUUCGUGCUCUACUACACCACGCGGCCACGCGACAGCCGCCCGGGCCACACCGGCUACCGCGUGCACCACGAUGUCACCACCGGGGACGUCCGCUUCGAGCACCACACCCCGGCCCUAGCCAGCGGCGGGUCCCCGAAGGACAGCCCAGCACACGAGGUGACCGGCGGCGGCGGCGGGGCUUACGUGCGCUUUGAUGUGCCUCGGCCUCAAGUCAAGCGAAGCUGGCCUACCUUCAGAGCCUUGCUGUUACAGCGCUACGUGGUGGCGCGGGUCAUCUGGGCCGACAUGCUGUCCAUCGCCGUCACGUACUUCAUCACACUGUGCCUCUUCCCCGGCCUGGAAUCCGAGAUCCGCCACUGUGUGCUGGGCGAGUGGCUGCCCAUCCUGGUCAUGGCUGUGUUCAACCUGUCGGACUUCGUGGGCAAGAUCCUGGCAGCUCUGCCUGUGGACUGGCGGGGCACCCACCUGCUCGCCUGCUCGAGCCUGCGCGUCAUCUUCAUCCCCCUCUUCAUCCUGUGCGUCUACCCCAGCGGCAGGCCCGCCCUCCGCCACCCUGCCUGGCCCUGCAUCUUCUCGCUGCUGAUGGGCAUCAGCAAUGGCUACUUUGGCAGCGUGCCCAUGAUCCUGGCGGCUGGCAAAGUGAGCCCCAAGCAGCGUGAGCUUGCAGGGAACACCAUGACCGUGUCCUACAUGUCCGGACUGACGCUGGGCUCUGCCGUGGCCUACUGUACUUACAGCCUCACGCGUGACGCCCACAGCAGCUGCUUCCAACCAGCGACUGCCAACGGCUCCAUCUCCAUCGGCCCCUGAGCACAGCCCGCCUGGCAGGCCCGGCCCUGCCUACUGCCUAGGGAGGGCUGCUUGGGCUGGUCACCUCAAAGCCUGAGGCCCCCCUCCCGCCCCUCGCCUCAGUGCCUGAGGGGGCCCCCUCCCCGGCCUCCUCCUAAGCCACUAACGCCACCUCGAUCCAGCUGCCCACUGCAGCUGGAACGUGUCUCCACCACCCAGGGCUCUCCUGAGCUUUGUGCUAGCGUCUGGUCACACACCCACACUUUACCUCCCAUCUGUGUUCAGGGGCCCUAGCACUAGCCAGGCCAAUGUGGUGGGGGGGGGGGGGCGGAAUCAAAGCCAGAAUGGUAGGUCCCCUUGCCGGUGGCCCCACGGUAGUCUCUGCUUCAACAGCCCCAUAGUCCUCAUGAGUGCUGAUGCCCCUAUUCAGGGCAGGGUACUCCCUCCUUGUAGACAUGAGAGGCCUUGGAAUAGAGGGGCAGUCCCCAGCCUCACUCCCCUAAGACCUUUGUUCUCUCCCACCUAACACUCAUUCCAGAAGACUCACAGCUCUCCGUCUUCAUCAGCCUCCCAGUGGCCACAGCAGUGGAGCUGGCCAGGAUGCACCCGCCCCAAACAGGAUCUCUCCCCCCACGCACACCCUCCCCAGAGCAUAGGCCAGGGGCCAAGCCUGGUGAGUCCUAAUCCCCCCCAACAUGCCUCCCUAGCUUCUCUCAAUCUAUCCUAUAACACAGGGAUAGCUGAAUUUGCUCUUGGCCCAGCCUUUAACCCUCUAUCCCCUGCCCACUGAGGCUCUAGGGGCUGGUCUCUAGAGCCCACGCAAGUAGCAAGGGGCUGAGUCACCAGACUGCUAAAUUGGCUCGGGAGCCACCUGUCAAAGACAAGUUGUCCACAGGAAGGGGUUACCUGCCGUUCCACACUCCUGGCCUCCGCUGUGACCACCCUGUGCCCACCAUCUGCUAUGUCCUGUCCACCUGUGUGCGCCCUCUACCACACUGGCCAUUAAAGAUGAUGGCAGAGACUGCCUGCCGUUGGCUCCCAA
Jaculus jaculus (lesser Egyptian jerboa) is the source of this 2694-nucleotide messenger RNA. RefSeq names its product solute carrier family 29 member 4 (gene Slc29a4). The transcript has 11 exons. Gene Ontology annotation, molecular function: monoamine transmembrane transporter activity; nucleoside transmembrane transporter activity. Gene Ontology annotation, cellular component: plasma membrane. NCBI's taxonomy places the organism in Eukaryota, Metazoa, Chordata, Mammalia, Rodentia, Dipodidae. The record is from RefSeq and is a predicted model, not a curated record. Gene Ontology annotation, biological process: nucleoside transmembrane transport. The coding region runs from base 72 to 1673 and encodes 533 amino acids.